Messenger RNA from Conger conger (European conger), 2682 nucleotides. Its product is annotated as polyunsaturated fatty acid 5-lipoxygenase-like. The transcript has 17 exons. Lineage: Eukaryota; Metazoa; Chordata; Actinopteri; Anguilliformes; Congridae. The coding region runs from base 14 to 2065 and encodes 683 amino acids. Gene Ontology annotation, molecular function: iron ion binding; arachidonate 5-lipoxygenase activity. The record is from RefSeq and is a predicted model, not a curated record. Gene Ontology annotation, cellular component: nuclear envelope. Gene Ontology annotation, biological process: lipid oxidation; linoleic acid metabolic process.
UGAGAAGUAAACUAUGAAGAUGGAAAGCUAUAAAGUCGAAAUUAUACCAGGAACAAGUGAUAGCGUUUACAUUACAUUUCCAAAGAACCAGGGAAAAAAAGAAUAUCUAUUUCUUGAUGCCCUUACAAUUGAGUUAAGCGAAGCACCAAAGGAAAUCACCAUCCGACGGGAGAGAAGUUGGCGUCGUACUUUCAGAUCAUGGCGCUGCAUGUAUGUGACCAUUACCUCCUUGGACUCGGGGAAGGAACUCUACUUCCCUGUCUUCAGAGAGAUUGACUCAACUGGGUUGACUAUCAAGGAAAAUUCAGCUAAGUUGCCUCACAAUGAUACCUCUGAGGAGAGAAAGGAAUCUUUGCUCAACAAUCUCAAGUUUCGAGAAACAAUUGAUCAUCAUGCAAGAGUCCCAGACCCAGUUCCUGCGAUGUCUUCAAACGUGGCAGAAGCUUCUCCGACAGGUUCUAGACAAAAUAUCUUUCUCAGUAUUAUCCAGGGCAUCAUCAGCAUUUUUCCUGAGCAGUUGCAUUUCACUUACAAACCUGGCCUCCCAGGUUUUGUGAGAGGAGGGAACUUCUUUGAAUUGCCAAAAGAGCUGUGGUUUGAGACUGUCAAGAUUGUUACAUUGGCUUACAAUGCAGUCAAGAUUGAGGCACAGACGAUUUUCCUGAAACUUUGGAACUUUCGCCGCAAGUGGGAGGAAAUUGAUGACAUCAAAAAUGUGUUUUGGUUUCCAAGCAAAAAAGCAGCAUAUGUUGCAAAAAACUGGAAGGAAGAUACCUUUUUUGGCAAACAGUUUCUUCAUGGUUGUAACCCAAUAAUGAUCGAGAAGUACAAAGAAGGUCAGCAGAAAAUUCCAGUGGAGACUUUGGAAAAGGUGUACCCUGAUAUUGAGGAAAAUAUCAAGAAUGGAAGAAUCUAUGUGGUGGACUAUUGGAUACUGGAUAAAAUAGCGGCAGCUAUAUUCGAUACACCACAGUUCUUGGCUGCACCCAUUGUGCUGCUUCAACAGACUGCGAAUGAGCUAAACCCAAUUGCCAUACAGUUGAAGCAGGAGCCUGGAGAGGACAAUCCAGUUUUCACCCCACAAGACAAUAAAGCCUGGCUCUUAGCCAAGAUCUGGGUUCGGAACUCUGACUUCUACUACCAUGAACUGGUUUCUCAUCUUCUCAGAACACAUCUGAUGGGGGAAAUAUUCUUCAUUGCUAGCUACUAUAUGGCUGAUCAACAUCCAAUAUCAAGGAUUCUUCGUGAAACUGGUCGGUACACCUUACCAAUCAAUAUUACUGCCAGAAACACCCUCAUCAAUACAGGUGGAUUCUUUGUGGAGUACACAGCCAUUGGGAAAGAGCAUUGGGAGGUCUUAAAAAGAGCAACAAAGAAGAUCACCUAUGAGAGCCUCUGCCUGCCCGACAAUGUGAAGCAGCGUAGCAUCGACAAGCUGAAGAACUUUCACUACAGAGAUGAUGGCAUGGACAUCUGGGAAGCACUAUAUGAAUUUGUUCGUGGAGUGGUGAAUGGACUUUAUAAAAAUGACGAGGAUAUACAGAAGGAUCCAGAGCUCCAACAAAUGGUGUCUUUCAUAUACAACUAUGGAUUUCUGCAGAAGCCAGAUUGCCCCUCAAGCCUGAAAACAAGAGAAGAAGCCAUUAAAUACAUCACCAUGAUAAUGUUCACCUGCUCUGCCCAACAUGCUGCUGUGAACCAUGGGCAGUAUGAUAUCUAUGCCUGGAUGCCAAAUGGACCAACAACAAUGAGGAAGCCUCCACCCAAGGACAAGAAGGUGACUGAAAAAGACAUAAUGGACACUCUUCCAGACAUUACUACAACACUUCAGGCUAUGAAAGUGACUAGAUUCCUCAGCCAGGUUCCAAAAGACUUCGUGCCACUUGGAAACUACCCUGAGGAAGUUGCUAAUGAAAGCUAUAUGAGAGGUCCCCUCAGGGAGUUCCAAAAAACGCUGACGGAAAUUGGAAUGAAAAUCAGAGAGAGAUCAACACAAGAAUCAGAGAGAGAGUUCCCAUAUGAGUAUUUGGACCCUGCAGGGAUGGAAAACAGCAUCACUAUCUAAUGUAUGUCUGCAUGAACUAUCUUUUGGCACAGACUGAACAUGCACCUUGACUGCCAUUGGUCUGCCUCCCACCCAGUAACCUCACUACCUUUUGAUCUAAUCCAGGUAAUGGUAUUUUAUGGUCUCAGGUUACAAUUGAUAAUUUUGUUCUUGAUUACAUAGGUAAUUUGUACUAUUAUUGUAGUGAUGUUUCUGCUGAGGGAAUGAUGUUAGCCAAGGCUUACUCUAUUGCUCAUAUUAAUAAGGUGUAUCCACUUAUGUUUCUGUCAGUCACUAUCGAUCUGAAAUUAAUAUGUAAUUAUGCUGGGGCAGACUUUUCUGUAUUGCAGCAAGACACAUUUUGCAUAGACUAUCUUCAUCUGGAACCAUGUUUGUUUAACAUAAAUGUAUACUACAGUUGCUUAUAACGUCUAGGGUUGCUUAUUCCUUCUAUAAUUCAGUCACAUGGGUGCUGGUACUGCAUAUUGUAUAAGAUUUUGAAGAUAUUUGCAAAUACUUAUCAACACAACAAGGUAUCAUAUUCUCUCACAUUAUAAGCAUGUGGUUUUGUAAACCGUGUGAAUGUAAUUCAGUUGCUUUGCAAAUAACUUGUCAUUAAAGUAAUUAAUUUUUCUUUA